Messenger RNA from Bemisia tabaci, 6710 nucleotides. RefSeq names its product probable pseudouridine-5'-phosphatase. NCBI's taxonomy places the organism in Eukaryota, Metazoa, Arthropoda, Insecta, Hemiptera, Aleyrodidae. The record is from RefSeq and is a predicted model, not a curated record. Gene Ontology annotation, molecular function: phosphatase activity.
CGUAUCUUGGCUCGUAUCACUGUGAAUGUGUUGGUGCCGCUUAUCAUUCUCCGAAACAUCAUUGUUAAUUGCGUCAAUUAAAUUAUUUUCCCCUGAUAAGUGAUAAUGGCGAAUUUCAAACCGGUGACUCAUGUUAUCUUUGAUAUGGACGGACUCUUGCUGGACACUGAGAAAAUUUACUUGAAAACAUUCUCUGAAGUACUGGGGAAGUAUGGCAAAGAAUAUCUUGAUGAAGUUCGAGUCAAAGUUAUGGGCACCCAACCAAAAGACACUUUCAGAAUCAUCAAAGAAAACACUGGUGUGGACGUCUCUCCAGAACAGCUUGGUGAAGAAAUUCAUGGACUCCUCAGAGAAAGGAUGCAUUUAGCACAAUUUAUGCCAGGUGCUGAACGUCUGAUUCGUCACCUUAAGAACAACAAUAUCCCCAUAGCAGUCGCAACAAGUAGCGGAAAAGACACUUUUGAAAUCAAAACAUCCAAUCACAGACAAAUAUUUGAUCUUUUUCAUCACAUUGUAGUUGGUAGCAGUGAUCCAGAGGUGAAACAAGGAAAACCAGCGCCAGAUAUAUUUCUCAUUUGUGCUUCAAGAUUUGAUGAAAAACCCAGUCCAGAUCAGUGUCUAGUUUUUGAGGAUGCCCCUAAUGGAGUUCAAGCUGCGUCAAGUGCUGGUAUGCAAGUUAUAAUGGUCCCAGAUGCAAUUGUGCCACCAGAGAAACGUACUUUGGCCACCAAAGUUCUCAAGUCAUUGGAGGAGUUUAAGCCCGAGGAAUUUGGCUUACCUCCUUUCUCUGACUAAAGCUGGGUAGGAUUACUAAAAAAUAUUACCCUAACACUGUUUGAGAUAAUGAUCCGGAAACUUACCCACCAAUAAUCACCAGAAGCAGUUCUCAACAUGUUUUACACUGGCCCUCUGCUCCCUAAAAUGUCCAGAUCUAAGAGAAAUUUUUACAAAUGGGUCUUAAAUUUUACAAUUCUGAUUUUUUUUGGACAGUUUUUUAUCAUUUUUUCUUCAAGGCCUACUAAACUAUGGUCUGCAAUAAGAACUACCAUUUCCAACUCGUUUUAUAAUCAACAUGUAUGCCAUUAGUUUUCCAUGCAGGUACAAGGGUCGUCCAAAAAGUAAGGUUCCCUACCUUGUAUCUACCGAAUGAACAGAGGUAAAUCAAAUCGGUAAAAAUGGUCUUAUCACACAUGCUCUAAGCUUCAAAAUAAGCCAAAGUAUUAAUGAAAACUGUUAAAUACCCCUUUGAUAUGAUGCUCAGCAGCAAAAUCACGAGUCUGAAGUAAUCGACUCUCCGCACAUCCUGACUCCGGAGGUGGGAACGAAGCGACAGGAGGUUGUCUCAGUAAAAUUGAGCUUUCUCGCAAACUCCUCAACCAAUUUUAAAAAACUUGAGCUUGUUUUGAAGCUUAGAAUAUGUGUGAUAAGACCUUUUUUACUGAUUUGAUUUAUCUCUUUUCGUUUAGAUGAUACAAGCGAGGGAACCUUACUUUUUGGAUGACCCUCGUAGAUGCUUUAAUGGGUGAGCCAAGAAUGGUAGCUCCUUAUUGCAAAAUGUAGUCAAAUUGAGACAUUGUUUUACAUUAAUAGCUUUUGUUCCAGUUUACGACAUUUUUUGAGUUUUGCUUUGAAAGUAUGAAAAAUUAAAUCUGGAUUUAGAUCUGAAAUUAGCUAUUCAUGUUAAGAGUAUGUUCUUUAAUUUUAAAUUAAUUGAUCGGUAAUUUUAUGAUUUGUACUGUCAAUUGAGCGGCGUGAGUACUAUUUUCUGCACAUUUUCUCGUAUCUUUGGAUGCCUAAACCUCAAAAUUUAACAAUGUGUUAUUGAGACAAAUAUCUCUUUGAAAUUAUCGUUGGUCUGAUUCUUUGAAAAAGUCAGAGAGAAAAGAAUAAAAAAUAGAAACUGAAAGAAAAUUUGGUCAGUCAUUAAGCAAAACAAGUUCAGUUUAUGUAUAUUGCAAAAAUUCCUAGAAAACCUUAAAAAUGUCUCAUUUUGUAGUAUACAAUGCCUGCAAGUGAGGCAUGCUUAGAAGACAAAGAUUUUUAUGGAGCAUAAUUUUUCUUUCAGGCAUUGCUGAUGGUCUAUCAACAAUUUUUUUGAGAAAUGGUUCAUAAAUCAUAAAUUUUCAAGAGUGAGGAUAAGAGAAUACGUUAUGAAGAGCAGAAAACGGUCGUUUUUUGAAAAAUUUAUGUCCCUCGAGGCAAUUUUUUGCAUAAAUUAUCAUCACCAAAAUCUUUUGUUUUGCAUUAGCUGUUCUUAGCCAAGAAUUAAAAAUGUUUGUCCUUUUUAUUCGCCCAUUGUUGAGUUGCCAAGCGCUUCUCAUUUUUUGUAAAUUUUAAUCAAGUAGAUGAAGUUUGAGCUUAAAAACUUUCUUACGAUUCAAGUCCCUUUUAUUUAGUCAAUGCAUUUCCUGAGCGUAGUUCUCUCUAAUGUGAAUGUAAUCUUUGUAUUAUUGAUAGGCAAACAAAUAUUUAGUACAAAUUUUACUGAGUGCUAUUUAAAAGUCAGGAGUUAGUAGAUAGUAAUGUAAUGGGAAGGGUCAGGAGCUUUUGUCAAGAAAAAAUGAGUACUAAAAUUGGUUACAUUUAUUUUCUGCUAAUUUUUUAACUAUGCCCAGGAAAAGGAUAGAAAGUGAUUAUUUUUUCUCCUUCUUAGAUAAUAUUUCACCAUGGUACUUUGUUUCCAACUUUUGCAACUGACCCAAUCCAGGUGCAACUCCUAUCCAAUCAACUGCAUAACAAUCCAGGCUAUAAAAAUAAUCACAGAUUUUACCCUGUAGCUAGGGUAGUUCAAACGAAUUCUUGCCGGUAAGCUAUCAGUAUCUUAUCAAAGUUCUGAGAGCUCGCACUCAAUGCAUUUUUGCCCCAUGUGUCGGUUCGUCAGAUUGCCUGGCGCGUAAAUAGACGUACAUAUGGCAACAGCUUAAUUUCGCCAGCUCCGAAAACUUAGAGCGCUAUCGGCAAGAGCCCUCUUAUUGUGACUUUUUCUUAAUGGAAUUAUUUCGGUAGCUUACCGACAACCUAUAAAACAACCCUUUCUGUAGUUUCUCAACAAAACCACCUUCAGUCCCUAAAAUGGUGUAUUUUAAGAGAUAUCACUCUAUUUUUAUUCUUACUUAAAUUCCUUGUUUCGUGUAAUUUUGUUCUCAAAGAAAUGUUAAUACCUUCUUCGAAGGUAGAAUGUUCAAGAAUCCUUGUCCUUUCCAAAAAAAAGAGAAAACUUUCGCCUAUGACACCCAAUGCCAGCAAAGUAAAUCUUGAAAAUACAUCGAGAAUUGUUUUGAAGGAAGAUAUCUAACGGUAUCUAUAAAUUACCUUUUAAAAUUGUAUGAGUGUAUUGUUUUUCUUGUAUGAGUGCGUCAAUUCGUGUCAUGUUUUCAAAGUUGUCGUAUUCUAUCAUUUACGAUCAAAGAAAGCUCACACACUGUUUUUGGCUGUGUGGAACGCUCAAUACAAUAGGAAUGAAAGUCUCAUCAGUUGGCCUCAUCAUGCUGGCGCCAAAUUCUCACCAAAACCUCUGCUCCCAGAGGUCUUCAAUGGCUACCUAGGACUAGGAGAUCGAUACUUUCCCCUUACUUGAAGUAAAUUAAUGGUUGCCCUUCUUAACUUUUCCUCUCCUUUUUCCAUGAUUUUUAGUCAAACAAAAAAAGUGAAAAAAAGUCUUUAAAGACAGUAUAUUUCUUUUUGUUCCUACUUUUCAGAUGUUCGCCUCAAAUAGUUUAUCUCACAGUAAAGAGACAACUUUUUUUUAUGCAUUUUCUGUAUUACAUCUCUGUAAGUACUAAAGCUUUUUUAAACUAGAAGUAAGUCCAUGUAACAGUAUUUUCUAGUUUUAAAAAAUGUGAAAAUAAUAAAAAUUCUAAUCCUCAGAUAUUCAAUGUACCAAGUUGUUAGAGAGACUUGAGUCUCAGUCUAAGACAUAUUUUAUUUUAUUUUAAUUUUAAUUUAAAAAAUCUAAUUUUUUGAGUUAUCAUGAUCUCUCAUUUUAUUUAACAUCUAAAGUUAGAUGUUCUUCUUUGAUUCCUAACAAAUUGAAACCAAAUUUAAGUACAGACAUUAGUUUAUUUUAACUGUGCCGCAUUGUUCUUUUCGUUCCUUUACCAAACCAUUUUCUUGAAUGAGAGGUCGGAAUUAUUUCUUUUCCUCAACUAUCCUAUUUUUGUAUACUUAUUUCAUUAAGUUAAGGUAAUGUACCUUUUUACAUUUUAUGAUGUACCCUUGCAUCCGUUGUUUCAUGAGCUGAAAUUGUGGUCAAAGAAAUUCCCGAGUAAUCUCUUUUAAGUUUAAUGAAAUAUUUCGCCAGUAAUUCAAGUAAUGUUGAGCCUUCAUCUCUCUUUUUUAUCGUUUUAAUUUAAGAUGCAGAUAAAUUCGUAUUUUUCAGAUUUUUACAAGGAUAUAAAUUGCAUCUUUAUGUAUGAUCAAUACCUUAAUGAACUAGUGUUAAAGUUGUCUUACUUUUUAUUUUUGAUUUUGAGUUUUGAGUCUCUAGUCAAGCAAAAUUUAUUAAACUGAAGUCAGCAAUUCUUAGUGUACCUAUCUAAACUUCUAAAGUAAAGUUGUUUAGAUGUAAAUCAAUUAAGAGAACAUUUCUUUUUUAACUUCACGUGCUAACAAACCGCUCUUUAAUACAGAUCAAGGCAGAACAUUAACUCACAUUUUCUAAUAGUUUUCCCACAAGUAAGUUCUCAACUUAAGACCUAUAGGAACACAAGAACAAAAUUCAAUAAAGGUAAAAGAAAUGUUGCCCGAUUAAAAUUGCUAGUUAUUUGUCGUAUCUUCACUGUUUUUGCUUUAAUCAAGCUUUAUAGAACUUUUUUCAAAUUUGCAAACGUUUGUCUGCCGUGCUGAGGAAGAACGCCGUAUGAGUUUUCAGAUGUUGCCAAAUUUAUUUUCUUUAAUUACGAUUUUCCAGGAAACUUCCAAAAAUUUUCGUUCAUUUUUGCGCAGAAAUUUAAUAGCAAUUAAAUUAUGUAAAUUAUUCGACAAAAUUCAAAGAAAAAUAUUUGUACAUUUCAUAAAAAAUAAAUAUUUUACCGUGUGCGGGGGAGGGGGGAGGCAAUAUUCAAAUGAUCAUACAGCAUUUUCCCUUAGCAUGGAAAUGAUUUAGCUUAACUUGAAUGGCUUUGAUCGGUUUUUUAAAGAUCAAGGAUGCAACCACCAAACUUGUCUAAAAAGCGUUUUAAGUAUCAUGUGAGCUUCACUGUGAGAUACUUCGCCUGUUGCCCCAAGUUGGGGAAAAAAAAAUUGAGCGUUAUUUAAUUUUAUUAAUUUUGAUUGUUUUCCUAAUUUUUGUAGCAGUUGCAUAAUUCAAAACGAUAUUCAUUCAAAUAAUCUUGCUUGUUUUCAAGGCACUGCAUUUAAGUAGCGCAAGUUCACUUUGCAAGUUGGCGACCGUAGGUGAUACAACAAUCUAUCAAAGUAAAUCAAACCGAGUCUCUUGGUUGGAUCAUCGCGCCAGCAUAAGUUACCAAAUGACAGGGCGGACCUGCGCGUCUUAAGUGCCGUACUUCAAAUUUAUAAAUCACUUCAUUUCUAGUCUUAAAAUUUUUCUAAUUGAAAGGAAAAAUUCGCACAAUAGCAUUUAUUUUCAGCAAACUCUGUAUUCCCUGCACUGAUGUUUAUAAAAGUUCCAACAAUGCGGAAUGAAUCUUCUGUUUCCUCUCGUCUUUUCCUGCCUCCAUUUAUCUCUUUCAUGAAAGUGUGAAUCAAACUACUUGCUCCAGAAAAUGAACCUUAUCUCUGGUAAAUAAUAAUUCAGUGAGGCAUAUGUGUGUUAAUUAUCAAUAGAAUAAAUUCUGUCAAAUGGACCAGCGUAAAUUAUAGCCAAUACUUUUAGACUAUGUAGUGCAUAAAGCAUCUGCAGAAUCAAAUUGAGUGUCACUCUCUUCACGAGAGCUAAAAAAACUGGGUCGGCUUAAAAAGUCCCUAUGAAACAUUGUACCAGAACUUAACAGCUGAUUCUUUCACAGAAGUAGAUCUGGUAGCUCUGCUUAUUUACAUACUCUUUGUGCCAUUAACCACUGUAAAAUGUUAAUAUCCUCAAAUGAGUUUCUGGCUCUCCUGAAAAUAAUUCCUUUGGAUGAAGCUUCUUUUUCUAGGGUGCGAUUAUAAUGUAUAGCAGCUAAUAUGUAUAGAUAGGUUUGUAAUGAGCUAUGAAAGACACUUGAAUUCCAUUGUAUGAUAAUUUUACUUGUCCUCUUUCUUUAGUUCUGCUUAACAUCUCCAAAACUGCUCGAUUUUAUGGAAAAUUGCUUUCACUGUAGUGCUUGUAUUUAUUCAAUGCUGCAAGACCCCUCUCUGAAGUUUCUUCCUCCACCCCCCCCCCCUUUCUUUUUUUCAUUUUAAGUAUUUUUGAAACAUUUCCUGUCUCUUUUUUUGUUUCUUUUGUUAAUAUGUGGGCAAUGUUAGAUAUCAAUAAGUGGAUUGUUUAAAUCCCCAUGAAGUUAAAUGAUGUAAUGAAAGAAUGAGGAAGAAGAAAAUCUUCGGCUCAAGAUUAAAUUUUCAGCAAGUUCUGUUAAGUCUCAUUUUGACGUCGCCUUAGAUAAGCAAAUCGUCUGGCAUCCAACACCAAGUUUUUUUGGUACUUUCUCCUCUGUCUUGGACACAUUUUUCAUCAAUUGUUUUGUUGAACAGGAUUUUUUUUCAUUCUGUUUGGCAUAAUUGUUAUUUUUAGUCACUAUUAUGAAUGGAAAUAAAUAAUUAUCCGUGUUUAA